AUGUCAGGCAGCAUCCAGCUCGUGACAAGCAAGGUCGACGGACGCAAGCAUGCCUUGAAAACCUUUGACAAGAACGGACUGACCGAAGGCCGGUACAGACACCUGAAGAAGGAAUGCGAAGUCUUUCUGACGGUGGACCAUCCGAACAUCGCGCAACUGAGCGAUGUCUACGAAUGGGAAGAUGGCAUUGCACUCAUUAUGGAGUACUGCUCCGGCGGGGAGCUGUUACAGCGCCUGGAGGCUCAAGAGGUCUACGACGAAGCGGCUGCUGCAGAGGCAACGUCCCAGAUGCUCCAAGCUGUCAACUAUCUUCAUGCGCACAGCAUCGUCCACCGCGAUCUGAAGCUCCAGAACUUCCUCUACGAAUCAGCAGAGAAAGAUGCCCUCCUGAAGCUGAUUGACUUCGGGCUUUGUGAAACCCUGGAAGAUGCUGACAUGAAAAUGAAAGCUUCUGUCGGCACGCUGGAGUUCUGCAGCCCAGAUGUCAUCAGUGGCAAGGAGUACACCAGCCAAUGUGACCUCUGGAGCUUGGGUGUUGUGGUCUUCAUGCUUCUUGCGGGUCGGCCUCCAUGGAGCACCUCAAGAGGAUUUGAGGGCAUGCGCAAGGACAUCGAGAAGGGCCUGGUGAAGUGGGACCGGCUUCACAAUGUCUCCGAGCACGCGAGAGACUUCGUGCAGAAACUUCUCGUUGUCAACCCCACCCAGCGCAUGACGGCAGAAACUGCACUUCAACACCCUUGGCUUACCAAAACGUUUGCGGACGUCGCAGAGCCGAAGUUGGGUCCCUCUGUGUUGGUGUCGCUGCAACAGUAUUCUUCUAAGUCGAAGAUGCAGCGCCUGCUUCUGCAGCUCUUGGCCCAGGAGCUUGCCCCGGAGGAGGUCAGCGAGAUGCGUGAGCUGUUCAUGAAACUCGACUCUGACGCUCGGGGCACCAUCCGGCUUUGCGACUUGAAGGAUGCUAUGCGCCGUCACUCGCGCCGUGCCAAAAAUCAAUCUCCCACGAAUGCGAGGUGGACGGAGCAUUUGCUCAGUCCCAAGAUGCGCGCUUCGCAUCGCCGUCGGAUUCGACAGGAGACGGCUCCUUUUCUGGUUUCGCCUCCAGUUUCGCCUCCAGCAGACGAGGCAGAGCAGAUUUUCUCGGUGUUGGAUGCCAAUGGUGACGAGGAGGUCUACUACUCUGACUUCCUGGCUGCAACAGCGAGCGUCCGCUGGCAGCUACGGCGGGAGGUUCUCCGCAAGAUUUUCAAUCGCUUUGACCGAGAUCGCUCCGGCACUAUCAGUAUGCAUGAGGUUCAGCUGGUUCUCAAAGAGUCGCUCGAGGAAGGUAGUGUGGAGGAACUGUUGGAAGAGUCCAAAGUGGCUCUCGACAGCAACGGCGAGAUCAGUUUCGAGGCAUUUGUCAGCCUCUUCGAGAAAAAGGAUGUUCUGCCCCCUGAGCAACUCCUCCCUCCCGAGCAGAAUGUGCCCCAUGCGCUUCCACGGGAGGAUCUGCUGCGCGCCUGCGCCUGGGAUGAAACGCCCAAAAGUCCCGUGUCUUCGACCAGGACACAUCCGCUCCUCUUUGCAGCUCUGGCUAGGGUGGCUACUGUCGCGUAA
This is a messenger RNA of Symbiodinium sp. CCMP2456, 1596 nucleotides long. The record is from the annotation of a GenBank genome assembly. NCBI's taxonomy places the organism in Eukaryota, Dinophyceae, Suessiales, Symbiodiniaceae.